This is a messenger RNA of Menidia menidia (Atlantic silverside), 1361 nucleotides long. The record is from the annotation of a GenBank genome assembly. NCBI's taxonomy places the organism in Eukaryota, Metazoa, Chordata, Actinopteri, Atheriniformes, Atherinopsidae.
UCCCUACUUCACUGGAGAAUUUUACCAAGACAUCUUUCCAUAACCAAAUGUAGCAGUAACCCACCGUCUCCAUACAUAUGCCUGCGAAGAGCACUGUUCACAGGUGUGCCCUAGGAAAUAAUGAUGCAUCUUGGGAUUUUAGUUGUCUUGGAUGCAGUCACUGUUCAGUUAGUCAGUUAGAAGACAACACACCAGCCGACAGAACCACAAAAAUACUCUCUCCAAAUUCAGAGGAUGGAGCUGAUGGCGGGUUUGUCGGCUCUGUGCCUUCUGCUGAUGCUUCCCCUGAGCGGCUCACAGAGCACCCUGCAGUCUGAGAGGGAGACCGGUGGCCAGCAGGCCCCGGCGGCCCCUGCCCCUCCUCCACAGAUACAAGACCUCCUCAGGAAAGAGGAAAACACCCUUUUGAACAGCAAACGGACGUAUGGACCUGUAGACGGUGAUAAUGCCAAAAUAGUUCUGUUCAUCGCUGCAUCUGCUGGGACCUUUUUUCUGAUGGCGGCCGUGUACUGUAUCUACAACAAGUUCUACACCAAACACCAGUACCUGCACACCCAGCUCAAUGACGACCCAGAUGUGCCCAUGGACUGCAUGGACCCUCCCCCUGCAUUUUUCCACGCCUCUGCUUCCUCCAGUGCAAUGGAUAUAAAGAAAUCCGGUUAUGGCUCACUUUCAGACACCCCGUCCAUCAUUUCUGCCCCCCCCUUCCUGUCCCCUCCUCCAUCUGCCAUGCGCUUCCCUCCCCUCUUUCUUUCCUCACAGUCUCUGAGAACAAUAUCGGCUCAGGAUCUAGAGAAAAGCUGCAUCUGAUUUAGAAUGUUUACCACACAGUAGCUAUUACCUGUUUAACGUGUCGUGUCCUUUCCAGCAACUAAACAUACCCAACUUUAUUUCGAUUAGGCUAAAAAGAUUUUUAACACUGAGUGAGGAAAUCUGUCAAUGACUGGUUUUUCAUUAUUCUGUGUGUCACAAUUCUAUGAAUGAAGCUUUGUCUUUAGUUUUUUCUGUAUGUUAGUCAGAAACAGUUAAUGAUAACUUUGAUGUUUUUAGGUAAUAACCUCACCAAACUGUUAGAUAAUAAACCAUCUAAUGAGAAAAAUAGCCCCUGAUGUCUGUGUAAGCUAUUGUCUUUUUUUUCCCUUACCAUUUUCAAAAGUUUACGUUGAGUCUAAAGCUGUAACACGUACAUUUCUGACCACUAGUGGCCAUUAAACUACAAUACAGAUUUACUCAUACAAGCACACUUAAAUAAAGAGAGAUACUGGAUAAUCCUAAAGGGUUUUGAGAUGGGGAAGUUGCUAAGAAAAUAAAUUAAUGAGCAAAUGCAUCUAAGAAAGUCCCAAUAAAUGUAAUUACAAGCA